Molecule: messenger RNA, 426 nt
Organism: Microthlaspi erraticum
Lineage: Eukaryota; Viridiplantae; Streptophyta; Magnoliopsida; Brassicales; Brassicaceae
Source: the annotation of a GenBank genome assembly
AUGGUGGAUACUCCAGGAGGGGGGCAGCCACCGGGGAAGCCUCAGGAUGGGACAGGAACAUGGGCUGCGAGGGUGAUGGGCUCAAGUGCAGGAGGGCGUUCGAAUCCGGAGAUCUUGAUCUCGGACGAGUUUGUGGAGAAUAGGCUGAGUGUGGAGUUUCCGAAUGGGAUCAACGGGGACCCGGUUAUCACGAUUGGGGUGGAGGUCUUGGAAGCAAUGAAUGGUUUGUGGAAGCGGUGUAUGAUUGUGAAGGUUUUAGGGAGAAGUGUCCCGAUUGCCGUGCUGCCCAAGAAACUACGGGAGAUGUGGAGACCGAAGGGGUUCAUGACGGUGAUAGAUUUCCCGCGAGGGUUUUUCAUGGUCAUUCAGUUUAUUUAUAUCAGAUAUAAAUUUAUUUUGUUCGUUGGGCUCAAGUUUAAUAGCUAG